Suillus clintonianus is the source of this 860-nucleotide messenger RNA. RefSeq lists its product as uncharacterized. The transcript has 4 exons. The record is from RefSeq and is a predicted model, not a curated record. Bases 180 to 752 code for a protein of 190 amino acids. NCBI's taxonomy places the organism in Eukaryota, Fungi, Basidiomycota, Agaricomycetes, Boletales, Suillaceae. Gene Ontology annotation, molecular function: protein binding.
AAAUAGUGGCUGGUCCAUUCAAGAGUGGUAAACGGAUGCGCGCAGUUCGAUUCUCGCAAAACUCGAGAAACCUUGCGGUUACUUCAAUCAUUUUAGAUGUGGCGAGGUGCAAGCUUGAGGCCUAGGUGUGGGACGUCCAAACACAGAUAUCGGUUGUUAGACUGCUAAAAUCUUGUUCCAUGGAAUAUUGGACAUAUACGCCGAUGUUCUGGACUAUCGAAGACAAGACAAUCGUAGCCGCUGCAUUCGGCUUCACGGACUUCGAAUUCGACUCCUGGUACGGGAUCUACGAAUUUGAAGCCUUCACACUGAAGACAGUCGGAACUCCCUUCAAAGGGCACAGCAAGGCUAUUGAUGGUCUAGCACUUUCAUUCGAUUGUGCUCUCCUCGCUAGUAGCUCUGAUGAUAAUACCAUCAAACUCUGGGCCUUCGAGUCCCGCCAGCUCCUUGCAUCAUUCCACGUUCAGGAUCCCCACUACCUUAUCUUCUCACCCAAUUCGCACCAACUGGCUUAUACGGCCUGGUACCACACCGAUAUCUACGUAUGUAACACCCCACCUGAGAUCCUUCAAGUUGCUAGCAUUCAGCCUGCACAGCAAGAGCCUAGAACCGGUGCUCCUAUACAUACACCCCUCGCUCAUCUACCCAACUCUGGCGCAGUUCGUCCUGAUGCCACGGACCGAAUCCUGGAAUGUCAAACACGCCGAAACCUCUCACAUACAAACUGCCGACAUGCGGAGGCAACACUAUGACCCAGGACUUCAGUCACUGCCUCAAGACCUCCUGUGUGCCCACGGAGGACCUGCGUUAGAUCUCCCCAGUACAACAAUAUCGCCUGUCGUAGCUCUUCUCCCUCGACC